This is a messenger RNA of Chelonus insularis, 1357 nucleotides long. Its product is annotated as UPF0764 protein C16orf89 homolog. Lineage: Eukaryota; Metazoa; Arthropoda; Insecta; Hymenoptera; Braconidae. The transcript is spliced from 8 exons. Bases 147 to 1334 code for a protein of 395 amino acids. The record is from RefSeq and is a predicted model, not a curated record. Gene Ontology annotation, cellular component: cytosol; membrane.
AAAAACAAGAGGCAGGACAAUGUGUUAACUUAUCUAGAGAUGUCAAAGGAUGUGUUUCUCAAUCUUAUAUCAAAAUGUAUCACCCUAGUUGUUUGUAAAGGAAUUCAAUCAAACAUUCAAUCUCACAAUUUUUUUUGCCAUCGAAAAUGAAUAUGAACCUUUCAAUGAGGAAUAAAACGAAGAAUGUCUUUAUUGAUAGUGUCACUCGAACUGCGGUCUCCAUUGCUUUCACUGAGAGGAAGCAGUUGAUAGAGAUGAUUCUUCAAGAGUGUUUCCUUCUUUGGUUGAUGCUGCACAGUGUAAAGUGUUCUACCUUAGAUACUACUAUCGGCUAUCUUGCUAAUAUUACUUUCGUUUUGUACGAAGAUAUAAAGUUUUUAAGUGAUAGACCCAAACAAACAAAUUUAGAUACCAUUUUUGGUUUAUCAUUAGCAGAAGCACACUUAUCUGCUGCUUUAUCAUCUAAUAACAUCAAAUCUCUCAACGUUGAUCAACGAUAUCGCUUAGAUCAACUUUUUAAAUUAUGUAAAACGUCUUGUACCCAAGGAAAGAAAAAUCUUCUUUUAAAAUAUCCAUCUAACAAACUUAUAGAAGUGAUUUUAGAUUCUGCCAUUUGGAUUCAUCCAAUUAAUUGGAAACGUCACUUUACAAAGACUAAACCUAGGGAAAAAAUUACCAUUCCUGAAUAUGAGACACUUGAGUUGAUAUUUCAUGGAACUCCUAAAGAACGUGAAAGUGAUUAUUGUUUAGGGAUGUUAGUUAAAAAUGACUGUGAACUUCUUGAUACUUGCACUGAAAUUUUAUUAAAGAAAGAUGGAUCUCGAGGCUAUCCAUUAACUCACCGGUUGUUGAUGAUCCAGGUUGCUAAAGCGGUAAGUAUUCAAAUAUUCUGUCAUAGAUCUUCCAAUGGUUUUUUUAAAUCUUUUCAUUUCUGGAUCAUACAGCGACAAUGUAAACGUCCCUCAUAUGUCAAUUUUUCCACCUUAAUUGAAGAAUAUUGUGAGCAGAUUUUUAAGGAUUUGAUUGAUUUAGAUUCAUCCAAUUUUCCAUCAAUAUCUCGAGAUUUAGCUAUGGAACAAAUUACUUUAUGCGGGAUGGAAGGCUAUCUAGAUUUUGUUGAUAAUUAUUACAUCGAUCUUGUAAUGAGUUGGAGGAGUCCUUAUGGAUGUUUCUCUGCAUUUAAGCCGAAUCAACGCUCUCGAUAUCGUACUAAGAAAUCAACGAGUCUCAUGGACCAUGGUUGUGACAGUCAUGCAUCUGGAGUUGCUGCUGCUGCAUUAGGCUUAUUUAUUAGAGCAUAUAUCGAAAAUUAUUUAACUCCAAAUGAUGAAUAAUAGGACGGAAUGCUUUACUCACU